AAGUCGCACGUGACGGAACUGCGCCGAAAUAAGUAGCAGCUUCCCAACUGUAACCAACCUCACCCCACCCCACCCCACCCCACCCCACCGUCCUCAACAAUUCUGAAACCUUCUGCGUUUCUACUUUCUUCGCCUUCUCUCUCUAUUCCUCUUUCAUUGAUUUUUCUCCGCUUUCCCAUGUGUUCUAUCUUCUUAUUUAUUCUUAUUCCAAUUUGACUCCAAGAGGAGCUUCAUCGACAGGAUUGAGCAACUAUGUUUUGAAAUCCUAAGAUUUGGAUCCAUAAAGUUUUCUUGUUUCCGUUACAAGAUUGUCAUCACCUGAAGAUGUGAUAUUCAAGCUCUCAAAUAAUUCUGAUUGUUAUCUGCUCUUGUUCUUAUCCCCACAAGACAAAAGCAUCUCUGCAAUUUCUUGUUUGAUCUGAAAGAGUUUGUUCCAUCCAGUUAUUUUAAUUAGUGAGUACAGUGACAAUAUUGGCUCGCAGAGGUUGUCUAGCAUGGCCAAUGUUGUCAAUAAUAAAAAUGUGUCACGAAGGCCUUCGAUUGCUUCUGGCCCUAAAUCCGUUUUAAAUCAGUCUUUAAGACCAAUAACAUCACAUAAGUGGGAAAUUGGAAAGGGAACUGGUGUUCAGGUGGCAACUUUUCUUGCUAAAACGAUUGCAUUAGAGACUGUGCGGAGGUUAUCGAGGGCCAAAUGCCCAGUUCUCUGGACUGGACUGCAAGGGUUACAAGUACUUUGUUGUCCCCCAUUCAAAUGGGUUCAGCGCUGGAAACCUUUUGGCUUCUUGGUCCAUGGAAUGCAGAUGAUAUCACGGCCAUUAUUGGUUCUCUCUAUUGCAAAUGCUCUAUACGACCAUUCAGAGUGCAGCACUUUGGACUUGGACGAUGCUGAAAAUUCUCCUAGCCAUGAUGAUUCUCAAUUAGGUUCAGAAAAUCUUUCAGGACCCCCAUCUUUAGAGUGUAAUCAGAACAUGAGAAUUGGUGGUGAAAAUCGUGAAGGCCUUUUGUCUACAGACUGGGCUAACCACCUUUGCCACGAGCUUGAAACUCAGGGUAUUACUUUGCCUGAAAGAAUCAACCUAGAGGAACUGCAGAGAUUUUAUGUAGCUGCAGAUGGUGAUUUCUCGACCUUGCUAUCAUCUAUAAAGAAGACGAUAAAAUGGAGGGAGACUUACAGAAUUCUCUCUGGAGAGGAACUUGAGUUGUGGUCAAAUUUGAUCUUCUGGCAUGGACUAGAUGUGAAUCAUAGACCAUGUCUCGUUGUCCGACUUGGCCUUGCUUGUGUCCGAUUGCCAUCUCAUGAUAGACCUCGCUUUAUCCAGGCUCUUGUAUCUCAGGUGGAGCAUGGUGUCCUGCACUUGGUGGAUGGAGAAAAUCGUCAAAUUACUGUUCUAGUGGAUUGUCAAGGGCUGUCACCACUGAGGAUUCCCGUGAAAAUACUGAAACACUGCUGCAACAUUUUGCAAGAUCACUUUCCUAAUGUUUUGGGUGUUUUAGUUGUCAUCCGGCUUCCUUCAGUCGUCCGUGUUAUUGCCCAAACAUUCAUACAAGUUCUCAAACCGACAACUAAGCAGAAACUGAGUAUCGAAGGGGAUUCUUAUCAGAAGGUUCUCUCUGAACGUUUUCAAAGUGUUCCUUCAUAUCUUGGCGGACAAUGCACUUGCACGAGAUGUGCUAAGCUUCAAGGGGCCGGCGUUUUAUGCCAAAUUACAGAGAGGCGGACAAGCACCACAGAGCCGGUUUCAGAUGUUGUCUACAGUGAGGAGUUGCCUUUAGUGGAACCAACUGCUCGGUAUGAUAUGAUGAUGGAAAAUAACUGCAGUCAAACAAUACGGACUGCUGUUAUAGGCAUUCUCAUAAUCUGGGUGUUUAUCGCCUUGAUUGAGGGAAUAUACAACGCUGAAAGCCGCCCAGUACUGCCCAUCUGAUGCAUGUCUUCUUCUAUAACAGGUGGCGAAGUGAUGCAAUUUUUACAAAGUAUAGGUGUAUGAUUGGUGUUGUGACGAAGUUCAUAGUUAUGUCUUUUAUUUGGUUCGUGUAGAAUUAGUGGUGGAAGAUAGAUAUGUGGCGAGUGAAGUUCUUAUAGUGAAAUAAUGUGGUGCUUGCCGAAGUUGGGCAUAUUAUAGGUAUAAAAUAUAUUGAUAUCGAUGGUUCAA
Salvia miltiorrhiza (redroot sage) is the source of this 2153-nucleotide messenger RNA. RefSeq lists its product as uncharacterized. The transcript is spliced from 7 exons. The record is from RefSeq and is a predicted model, not a curated record. Lineage: Eukaryota; Viridiplantae; Streptophyta; Magnoliopsida; Lamiales; Lamiaceae. Bases 495 to 1925 code for a protein of 476 amino acids.